Molecule: messenger RNA, 695 nt
Organism: Candidula unifasciata
Lineage: Eukaryota; Metazoa; Mollusca; Gastropoda; Stylommatophora; Geomitridae
Source: the annotation of a GenBank genome assembly
AUGGAAGGCGAAUCAGCCAGGAAAACCAACAAAACCAGACGUGAAACUGCAGUCCAGGGUACCAAUGACAGCAGUAUUGUGAGCAAAUGUUCCACCGCCUCAUGUGGCUACUUCAGCGACCCAUUUCUUCACUACUUUGUGUCCAAACUGAGCAGGAGAGCACCUCUGAUACACCGAGGGUACUACAUCCGGGCUGUGGCCUUUGACAGGUUACUGAAGAACUUUCUCGGACUGUAUGCACACUCCAAGAAACAGAUCAUCUCCCUUGGGUGUGGCUUUGAUUCCACCUACUUCAGACUUAAAGCGGCACAAUGUCUUGGAAACACUGUUUUCUGUGAGAUCGACUUUCCAGAGCUUGUGAAGAAGAAACGACUGCUGAUUGAAAACACAGAAGAUCUGUGGAACUUGGUGGAGAAGACCAAUGAGUCACCACUGUCGCCUCAUAUAGAGCUGAGCUGUCGGGACUACCACCUGCUUGGUGUGGAUCUGACCCAGCUGAACACCUUGGAGGCAGCUCUCAAAAUGUGUGCUGUUGACUUUGAGUGUCCCACCCUGCUCCUGUCUGAGUGUGUCAUGACCUACAUGACCCGUAGAUGUUCCACAGAAUUGGUGAAGUGGGCAGCAGAAACCUUUGAGGAGGCCAUUUUUGGAAUGUAUGAACAGAUGAACCCUGAUGAUGCGUUUGGUCUGUUCAU